UUGGCAACACCUGUAAUGGUCGGUGUUAGAGCUAUUACAGCUGUUCUCAUUGGUCGACAUCUUGUGCGCAAUGGUAUUAUGGGAACGCGGGCAGCAGACUUGUGGGUAAAGGGUGCUUUUAAAGCGAAAAUGGAUCGCAAGGAGGAUAUUGCAAUCCUUGGGCUA
Molecule: messenger RNA, 165 nt
Organism: Suillus subalutaceus
Lineage: Eukaryota; Fungi; Basidiomycota; Agaricomycetes; Boletales; Suillaceae
Exons: 1
Source: RefSeq, a predicted model, not a curated record